CUUGUUUUAUUUAUUUUAUUUUAUUUUUUUAUUUUUUAAUUUUAUUUUUUUUUUUUUCGUAUAUAUUAUAUAUAAUUUAAAUGAAAUUCGCCGAGCAACUUCAAAAAGGUAUUUUUGCCCCAUGGCGUUUAUCUUAUAUCAAUUACAACGUAUUAAAAACUGAGCUCAAGGCGAGACAACUUGAUCAUGGCUGGACUGAUCAAGAUGAGAAGGAUUUUAUUAAUCUAUUAGAGAAUGAAUUGGAAAAGGUAUAUGAUUUUAUAACCGCUAAACUUGGAGAGGUUGAGGCUAGAAUUAGUUAUUGUGAAAGAACUUUACAAACUUUCAUGAAUAACCCUUCUUGGUCAUCUGAACAAAACUGGAAUAUCAUGGAUGAUGCUCUUACCGAAGUUCUUUUCGACGUGAAUGAUCUUGCUAAAUUUACUCGUUUAAAUUAUAUUGGUUUCCAAAAGAUUCUUAAAAAACAUGAUAAAUGGACUGGUCUUCGUCUUCAACAAGAUUUUAUUCCUCAAUUGCGUUCUAAGCCUCUUGAUAAACAACGUUUUGAUGUAGCUAUUGUAUAUAUUUCUGCUUUACAUGACCUUUGUCGUCUUCAAGGUAAGCCUCGCUCUGGUAAUGCUGCUGCUGGUGGUGAUCAGAAUGCCUUUGAGCGUGCUACAGCCAAGUAUUGGAUUCAUCCGGAUAACGUGACUGAAGUUAAAUCGAUUAUCAUGUUACACCUUCCUGUAUUGAUUUUUAAUAAGGAUAAGAAAUAUGAAGCCUCUGAUUCUGCUAUCUCUAGUGUUUAUUAUGAUAAUGAAGACUUCGAGCUUUAUACUGGACGUCUUCAACGUGAUGAAGGUGCUGAAGCUAUCCGUUUCCGUUGGUAUGGUCCUAUGGAAUCUAAAAAUGUCUUUAUUGAACGUAAGACACAUCAUGCUUCAUGGUUAGAGGGUGCCUCAGUGAAGGAUCGUUUUAGACUUGAUUAUGAUGAUGUACAAAAGUUUGUUGAAUAUGAACUUACUCCUGAUGAAAUUACUGAACGUUUGAAGGCAAAGAGCGUAGAUGAGCAGAUCUGUAAGGAUACACAUUUUAUUGCUACUGGUGUUCAAAAAUCUUUGAAAGAAAAACGAUUGAAGCCUGUCCUUCGUGCCUUCUAUAAUCGUACAGCCUUCCAACUUCCCGGUGACCAACGUGUCAGAGUAAGUUUAGAUACUGAUUUAUGUUUCAUUCGUGAAGAUAAUAUGGGGGAUAAGGUACGCAGAAAGGAAAGUGAAUGGCGUCGUCCUGAUGUUGGUAUCGAUUAUCCUUUCCCAGACUUAGACGAAACUGAAAUUUGUCGUUUCCCAUAUGCAGUUCUAGAGACCAAGUUACAAACUCAUUUAGGUCAAGAACCUCCUGAGUGGUUAACAAAAUUAGUUGAUUCCCAUUUAGUUCAUGAAGUUCCUCGUUUCUCUAAAUAUCUUCAUGGUGCUUGUUACUUUUUCCGUGAACGUAUGCCCUUAUUACCUUGGUGGUUACCUGAAAUGGAUAUUGAUAUUCGUAAACCUCGUGCUACUAAUUUUGGUUUAACUCGUUCCAAAUCAUUUAAACCUCUUAUUGAUGGUAAAUAUCGUCGUGCUAUGGAAGACGAAGAACGUCGUUUAAAUAAUGUUGCAAAGACAGAAGCUGUUCCAGGUGUUAAAGUGAAUGUUAAUGAUGAUGAUAAAGAAUUUAACAAAACUACCAAACCUACACCAAAUACUGACCUCAAACGUCGUACACCAGCACUUUCAAAGCCUCAACAAAAAUAAAUAAUUUUAGAACCAUUUGUUAUAAUUCUAUAUAGAAAAGGGAAAAAAAAAAUAGUUUGCACUUUUUUUUUUCAUUUUUUUUUUUUUUUUUUU
Molecule: messenger RNA, 1865 nt
Organism: Cokeromyces recurvatus
Lineage: Eukaryota; Fungi; Mucoromycota; Mucoromycetes; Mucorales; Mucoraceae
Product: VTC domain-containing protein
Exons: 1
Coding region: 81-1772 (563 amino acids)
Cellular component (GO): fungal-type vacuole membrane; vacuolar transporter chaperone complex
Source: RefSeq, a predicted model, not a curated record